Molecule: messenger RNA, 609 nt
Organism: Acanthoscelides obtectus
Lineage: Eukaryota; Metazoa; Arthropoda; Insecta; Coleoptera; Chrysomelidae
Source: the annotation of a GenBank genome assembly
AUGAAUAUUUACUCCACACUGACAACUGGGCGUUCUAUUGAUACUACAGCUAAUGAAAUAAGAUCGUUUGUAGGAAUUGAGUUGAUAAUGGGGGUAGUCCAAAUGCCAGCAAUCGAAGACUACUGGGCCAUAGAAACGAGAUAUAGUAUUAUUGCCGAUGUUAUGCCUGUAAAGCGCUUCAAGAAAUUGCGAAGACGCAUACAGUUUCAGGAUAACAAUACUGAUCCGCAAGGAGAUAGAUUAUUCAAAAUUCGUCCCCUUAGAGAAAAACUGCGACAAAAAUGUAUAGGUAUCGAAGAGGAAGGUUUGUUUUCUAUAGAUGAAAUGAUGAUUGCUUACAAAGGCAAGAAAGCUGGAAGUCUGCGCCAAUAUAUGCCUAAAAAGCCAAACAAGUGGGGGUUCAAGAUGUUCGUUCGAGCAGGCGUGUCAGGGAUUGUGCAAGACUUUCUCAUCUAUACCGGCUCUAGUACUUUUGACGAAAUUCUAUUUUCAAAGGAGGAACAACAAAUGGGACUUGUGCAAAAGUGGUACUUGUCCUGUGCAGAACUAUUCAGAAACCAGAAGAGUCUUUCGUCUAUUUUGAUAGCUUCUUUUGUUCAUUGGAACUAA